Hansenula anomala is the source of this 1089-nucleotide messenger RNA. RefSeq lists its product as uncharacterized. The transcript has a single exon. Lineage: Eukaryota; Fungi; Ascomycota; Saccharomycetes; Phaffomycetales; Wickerhamomycetaceae. The record is from RefSeq and is a predicted model, not a curated record. Bases 1 to 1089 code for a protein of 362 amino acids.
AUGAAUGGGAAUGCACAUCAAGAGAAUUUAGAAGAUAGUAUAGCUUCGUUAUUAUCAUCUUCGUUAAUACAGGAACCUAAAGAUGAUUCCGUAAUCAUAAAUUCUAAUUAUAAAAAAGCUGCUAAAUUAUUCAUCAAUAAGAAAUUUCAACAAUCUUUUGAAAUUGUUCAAAAUCAAUUGAUCCCACAAAGUGUGGUGUUUUAUAAUUCAGGUGUUAUUAAUGAAGAUUUAUUUAAUAAUUUGUGGUUAUUAUAUUUCAAUUUGAUUGAUAUUUUCAUAAAUAAGUCUUUUACAUUGUUAUCAAAAUUUGAUAAAGAUCAAUUAUUAAAAUCUUUCAAAUCUGAUGAAUUUUUCAAUGGGUUUUAUGAAUUAAAUAAACUAGUACAUCCAAAAUUAAUUGUAUUGUUGGUUUUAAUCAAAUUAAAUAAUGAUGAUACCGAUCUAAUUGCAUUAAGAAAUCAAAUGGAUAUAUAUUUGGUUAAUAUAUCAUCUGAACUAAAUCAUGUUCAAAACCAGGAUAGAUUUGAUUCAUUUCAAGAACUAUUAGAGAUUUAUCAUGUUUAUUUAUUACCAAAAUUGAAUGAAUUCGAAGAGAGUGAGUUCCUUAUAAAAUCAAACCAUUUGAUAGUAAAUCAAAAUGAAAUGUUGGAAAAUUUACAUAAAGUUGAAAAAGAGAUGAAGGAUAAAGAACUACAAAAACAGAAAUUAGCAGCCAAGAGAGCUCAGGAGGCACAAAGAAGAAAAGAACAACAGUUGAAAGAAGAACAAGAAUUGAAAAGGGUUCAAAAUUUGGAAAAGGUGAAGAAUAAAAUUAUUGAAACUAAUUCAAUAAACCAUAAUAGUAAAAUAGUGAAGAAGUCACAAGGAAAUGAUCUUUCAAUAUAUAACAUAUUGAGAGAUAAACUAUUGGAAAGAUUUAAUGCUUCAAAUUCUUCAAUAAUUGUCUUGAUAAUUUCAUUAAUUUCAAUAAUUGCAUUUACAAAGAAUCAUAAACUUUUAUUAAACAAUAGGAUUAAGCAGUUUUUGCUAAGAUUUUGGACAAAGUUGAGUAAUACUCUUAAAAUGGCAUUUCAAGUUACAUAUAUGUGA